This is a messenger RNA of Pelobates fuscus (common spadefoot toad), 1418 nucleotides long. RefSeq names its product transmembrane protein 38B (gene TMEM38B). Gene Ontology annotation, cellular component: membrane. Gene Ontology annotation, molecular function: potassium channel activity; identical protein binding. Gene Ontology annotation, biological process: potassium ion transmembrane transport. Lineage: Eukaryota; Metazoa; Chordata; Amphibia; Anura; Pelobatidae. The record is from RefSeq and is a predicted model, not a curated record. The transcript has 6 exons. The coding region runs from base 351 to 1229 and encodes 292 amino acids.
GCACGUUGACUUGCAUUCACAGCCACACUGCAUGGCACACACCCACAUACAUGCUGUGAGGGCUGGGUGAGGAAGUUGUAGGCCGGUGGGCGGGCUCUCCAUCUGACAGGUGUUAGAACAUGAGUUAAAUGAACAUUCUAUAACAGAACACUUACCGUGUGUACAGACACCGAGCCCAGCACAGGCUGCAUGGCUGACAUAUAGAGAUACCGGGGGACUCAGUGUUUGGUGUCUGAGGAAGUACUCUGUUCAGUAUCUGACAGUGUGAGCAGAGAGCAGUGUUACAGGUGGCUGGGAAUAGUGGGGUUUAAAAAGCUGUCCUGCUGGAAUAGGAACACAUAGCGUUCGUCAUGGAGUCCCUGUCCGAGCUGUCACUGCAGUUCUCCCAGUUAUCCAUGUUUCCAUUAUUUGAUGCGGCUCAUUAUUGGGCCUCAGUGAUGUCAGCCAGAGAGCAGCCAGGAGCUUUGGAUGUUUCAAAGAAGAGUCCUGUGGCAUGCUGGUUCAGUGCAAUGCUUUAUUGCUUUGGUGGGGGGAUCCUAUCUUCCAUAAUGCUCGCUGAACCACCUGUGACUUUCCUCUCAAAUGGCACAAAUAUCUUAAUGGCAUCUAUAACCUGGUACUUGGUUUAUUAUUUCCCAUCUGACCUGUUCUAUAAUUUUUCGUGCAUCCGCCCGAUCCGAGUCAUUGUUGCUGCAUUGAAGGAGGUGACCAGGACUUGGAAGAUAUUAUCAGGGGUCACACAAGCACACAGCCGGUUUCAGGAUGCCUGGCUCGUCAUGAUUACAAUCGGCUGGGCUAAAGCUGCUGGAGGAGGUCUGAUCUCCAAUUUUGAACAACUUGUAAGAGGUGUCUGGAAACCAGAGAGCAAUGAACUUCUCAAGAUGUCCUACCCUGUGAAGGUGAGUUUGGUUGGAGCUGUUCUGUUUACGUUGCAGCAAGCUCAGCAUCUUCCUCUUUCAAGAAACAACCUCAUGUUAUUCUACACCUUGUUUCUGGUCGCUAUAAAGGUCCAAAUGAUGCUGACACAUUCCUCAACUUCUCCAUUCCAACCUAUUGAGGCUGCACUGUGUCGCCUGCUGUUCUCUUGUCAUCAGGCUCAAACUCCAGUAAACGAAAAGGUCACCACCUCUGCAGAUGCCAAAGCAGAGACUUCCAAGAAACCAGUAGAGAAGCUCAGUGCCAAGAUCAGUGAACGUGCGCAAAAAACAGAGGCUAAAAAAAGCGAUUGAGCCAAACAAUACAGUAUAUCCAAAAGUAAAAUAAUUUGUAAUUUGAUGUCAUUCACUUUUAGAGCACACCUGUGACUGUAAUUUCACAUUUAUUGGGAUAAAUUAUAAUAUAUUUAAGGAAAGCAAAUAUAACAUUUUAAUAUAAUUAGAAUAACCAUACAGAGCAUAUUGCUGUGCAUUGUUCGUCUG